Fonsecaea monophora is the source of this 1629-nucleotide messenger RNA. RefSeq names its product tyrosine-tRNA ligase. Lineage: Eukaryota; Fungi; Ascomycota; Eurotiomycetes; Chaetothyriales; Herpotrichiellaceae. The record is from RefSeq and is a predicted model, not a curated record. Gene Ontology annotation, cellular component: mitochondrion; cytosol. Gene Ontology annotation, molecular function: tyrosine-tRNA ligase activity; RNA binding; ATP binding. Gene Ontology annotation, biological process: tyrosyl-tRNA aminoacylation. Bases 1 to 1629 code for a protein of 542 amino acids. The transcript is spliced from 5 exons.
AUGAAGUCGAUGCUUACUAUACUUGAGGAGCGGGGGUAUAUCAACCAGAUUGUCGGGGAAGAUCUGGACAAGCUCCUCACCCACCGUCGAGUUGGAGUCUAUGCUGGCAUAGACCCGACCGCCCCUUCUCUACAUGUUGGUCAUAUGGUUCCCUUCAUGGUCCUGGGUUGGCUCUAUAUCCAUGGCUACAAGGCCAAUUUCAUUUUAGGGGGAUUCACCGCUAGUAUUGGCGACCCUUCGGGCCGGUUGAAAGGCAGAGAAAUGAUGUCUCCAUCGCAGAGGAAAGGCAACAUGGCAGCUAUGCACAUUCAACUCAAAAGGCUCGGUGCGUCGAUCGAAACAUACGCCGCACGGAAAGGAUAUACGCGGGAAUGGGCCUGGCGCAGAUCUCUCGAGAACAAUGUAACAUGGUGGUCCAAGGUCACAGCAAGAGAGUUUCUGUCCAUUCUCGGUCGGCACAUACGGAUAGGUCCAAUGCUGGGCCGAGACACGGUGAAGAAUAGGCUAGAGAAAGGGGACGGAAUGUCCUUUGCUGAGUUCAGCUACCCCCUGGUACAGGCAUGGGACUGGUGGCAUUUGUUUCAAUCCGGUUGCCAGCUGCAAGUCGGUGGAGCAGACCAGUUUGGAAAUAUUCUCGCGGGUGCUGAAGCUGUGAAGCAAAUUGCCAAAGACUCCCACGAGUACCAGGUUGCGUUGCGGCAAACACAGCUCCUCGAUUCAAAGCGCGGCAUUGAGGUCACUUCGGAUCCAAUGGGAUUCACCGUCCCUCUCUUGACUACGGCCUCGGGGCAAAAGUUUGGAAAGAGCGCUGGUAAUGCUGUCUGGCUUAAUCCAGAUAUGACGAGCAUCUUCGACCUCUAUCAGUUCUUCCUGCGCUCCUCAGACUCCGACGUCGAAAAAUACCUCAAGUUGCUGACCUUCUUGCCCUUGCCCGAGAUCACCGAAAUCAUGAAGGAGCAUCAAAAAGAUCAAUCAAAACGGAUAGCACAGCACAAGCUCGCAAAAGAGUUCGUCGAGCUCAUCUACGGGCUAGAUGCUGCGAACAGCGCCGAAAGUGAACAUCGUCAACUUUUCCAAAAAGGCAUUAGCCUCAGCGAUAUGAAGGCGAGCUUGACAGAGACACGAGCAAGUGAUACACAUUCUUCUGGCACCCCACUCUUCGCACACCCCUCAUUAAACAAGCAUGCGCAGCCUUUGCGGCGGGAAGACAAUGUGUCGACUCACAUCAAGCUCCCACGGAGCCUCAUUUCCCAGAAACCUAUGAGCAAUAUUCUCUGGUCGGCAGGGAUGGUGACGUCAAAAACAGAGGGCCAGCGACUUAUUAAUGCUGGAGGGGCGUACGUGGGUGGCGCCUCAGAUGCAACAAAUGCAAUGGACGAUAGCCUCAGCUUUACACCCGUCAAGACGUCCGACUGGAAGGAGGUUCAAAAAUGGAUCAUCGACGACAACUUGCUCAUUCUCCGAACGGGUAAGUGGAGGAUUAAGAUUAUCAACAUCGUCCCAGACGAGGAAUAUGUGGAGCUUGGAUUGACAUGCCCUGGAUGGGAUGGACCUCCUGAGAGCAAGGACAGUCCUGAUGUGUCAAUGGACAACAACAGAGAGGUGGGGGAGGCGAGUCAACGGUCUUGA